Messenger RNA from Cricetulus griseus (Chinese hamster), 260 nucleotides. The record is from RefSeq and is a predicted model, not a curated record. NCBI's taxonomy places the organism in Eukaryota, Metazoa, Chordata, Mammalia, Rodentia, Cricetidae.
GCAGCAAAAAGACAUGAGUCUUUAACAAGCUUGAACCUGGAAAGGAAAGCCCGUCUGAGAGAGGAGGCAGCUAUGAAGGCCAAAACAGAGUAGAAGUAUUUGUGCUGGAUUUGGAAAACCUGGGAGUAAGGUUGCUAUAAGAAGCCUGCAAUGGAAAGAAUGUGAUAUGAGAGCCACUUUGCAGACAUACGCUUUGCACAGAUUUAUUCCACUUCCCUAUUUCUGCUAUAAAGGAACAAAUAAAUUUUCUUAAAGAAUGA